AUGGUCAGCUUAAGACAAUGGAGGUAUAUGGCAUAUGCUGUUGGGUUAUUUGUAAUUUUCCAACCAUCCUACAUUCACCCUGAUGAAUUCUUUCAAUCAAUUGAGAUUCUGGUGGGUAGAUUCACGUCUGCUAAAGCAACAGUACCCUGGGAAUUUAAUGCACAAAAUGCGUCAAGAAGUUUCGCUCCGUUGUAUUUAUGGUACGGCCCCCUGUAUUUUGUCCUGUUAAAGAUUGUUCGCAUAAGAGAUCCCGCGGUCAUAAUAUUUGUCACGCGUUUGUACAACUACAUCUCGUAUAUUCUUGUCUCGAGUUGGGCCAUCACACUAAUCAAUAAUCAUGGGGAAGUUCAAAAAUCACUGCUGCUUAUUGCCACAUCAUACGUUACCUCGGUGUUUCAAAGUCACUCGUUUUCCAACUCACUGGAAACGUUGCUUUUGCUGGUGGUCCUAGCGCUCUUUGUUAAGGUACUGAGAUCCUUGCAAAGCAAUAAUUAUCAAAUCUCAGGUUUGAUUGGGAUUUUGAUAUCAAUUGGGUGUUUCAACAGGAUCACAUUUCCCGGUUUCAUUUUUUUGCCGUUUAUCAAAGUGCUCUUCCAAUUUUACCGAAGGAAUAUAAAGUCGCUUAUUGUUAUCUGUGGAUCGACACUAUGCAGUUCCUGCAUUUUCGUUCUUUUUGAUACAUAUCUAUAUCAGACACAGACCUUAACAUUUGCUCCUUUGAACAACCUUCUAUACAAUGUCAAGCUAUCCAAUCUGUCUGAACACGGCCUACAUCCAAGAUAUACGCAUCUGCUGGUCAACUUACCUCAGUUGUUAGGCCCUGCUGUAUUUUUGUUCCCCGUUUAUUACAGAAAAAUUGGUAGUAACAUCAAAAGUCUUCCUUCGUUGUCCGUUAUAUCUGGAUUGGUAACACUGUCACUAUUCCAACAUCAGGAGGCAAGGUUUUUGAUACCUAUAGUUCCUCUCGCACUGUUGCUAUGUAGCAAGGUUAAUCAAAAUAGAAAAGGUUUUCUGAUGGUCUGGCUGAUAUUCAACAUGGUGAUGGGUCUCAUAAUAGGCUGCUUCCACCAGGCCGGAAUUAUUAAAGUUCUGAACUACUAUUAUAGGGAGCAACAGACACGAAAUAAUUUUGGUGUUCAUAUAUGGUGGAAAACCUACAUGCCACCAACGUGGAUGUAUAUGUGUGACAAUUUGACAACAUCAACAACGAACAUUGUCAAUGGCACGGAGCUGCUUGACGAAAUUAAAUUCGAUAUUACAUCACAACAUGUGGUUGAUUUGAAGGGAGCGGACCUAGAAUUACUGGAUUCUGCGCUAACAAACUUCCUGCAACGUAAUGAUAGAGUAAACUUGAUUGCACCUGCAUCCGUUAAAACUAGGUUGAUGCGAUACCUGAAUGAAACCAGUUUCAAGGUGACGGAAGAUUACCAUACUUUUGACCAUCUAGAUUUGGAUCAUUUCGAUGUGGCAGACCUUACCACUUUCAUACCGGGUAUGUCUUCGUACACUGUUCAGAAUAUUCUGUAG
Messenger RNA from Huiozyma naganishii CBS 8797, 1527 nucleotides. It is a transcript of the gene SMP3, whose product is annotated as glycosylphosphatidylinositol-alpha 1,2 mannosyltransferase. NCBI's taxonomy places the organism in Eukaryota, Fungi, Ascomycota, Saccharomycetes, Saccharomycetales, Saccharomycetaceae. Bases 1 to 1527 code for a protein of 508 amino acids. Gene Ontology annotation, molecular function: alpha-1,2-mannosyltransferase activity. Gene Ontology annotation, cellular component: endoplasmic reticulum membrane. The transcript has a single exon. The record is from RefSeq and is a predicted model, not a curated record. Gene Ontology annotation, biological process: GPI anchor biosynthetic process.